Molecule: messenger RNA, 216 nt
Organism: Colletotrichum orchidophilum
Lineage: Eukaryota; Fungi; Ascomycota; Sordariomycetes; Glomerellales; Glomerellaceae
Exons: 1
Coding region: 1-216 (71 amino acids)
Source: RefSeq, a predicted model, not a curated record
AUGCGGCUUGAGUGGAACAUUCCCCGCCGGCACGAAAUGCAGCGUCGAAAACUCCAAAGACUCAAAUGGCAACCUCCAAGCGUUGACAAACGUCACAUUUGGCGGUUAUCCCGCCCCUUUCAAAUUUCGCAUCGGCAUCGACCCAAACAGCUGCGACACCUUGCCCAAAGAGAAGGUCACUACUGGGUGGGAGGGAUGGGGAGCAUAUCUUUUUGA